Messenger RNA from Penaeus vannamei (Pacific white shrimp), 2511 nucleotides. Lineage: Eukaryota; Metazoa; Arthropoda; Malacostraca; Decapoda; Penaeidae. The record is from RefSeq and is a predicted model, not a curated record.
CACACACAUGUCCCAGUGUCCGAUACAUACUUAUAGACAGCGCACCUCUGUUCGUUCGAGCUUUAAUCUCUCCUCGAUUGGCUAAGUUUGGUUUGGGUUUAGGUCUUCCUGGUCAAGAAUUCCGGUGACAAGCCUCCAGUUCCGAAGAAUUACAAGAACGCGAGAUGACCAGCGUUCGUGUAGCCGUCGAGGUGGUGGCGGCCGUGCUGGUCCUUCUGCCCUCGGCUGCCCCACAAGAGUUACCGGCGCCGUGGGGAUGGGCGUGCGACGAGGGCCUCUGCGUCAAGGGCGUGACCUCGGACACCACGACCUCCCUGAACCAGUGCAAGCUGACCUGCGGCCCCGAGAGCGCCGUGUGGCCUCGCCCGGCCUCCAUCGAGCACUCCUCGGAGGUGGCCUUCUUCCUCCCGACCAACGUGACGCGGAGGGUGUCGUGCCAGGACGCCGUGUGCCCUCUCCUGGACCAGGCGAUUGACCUCUUCCUGGACAACCUGCAGAAGUACCACCCCGAUUACGCCGGCGGGUCUGCGCCUUGGGAGGGCCCUUGGGACGCCAGCAUCGUCUCCCACACGCUCGAUCUGGACGUGACGAUCUGGAACGCUGACGACCGCCUCAGCCUGGAGACUGACGAGUCGUACCAGCUGUUCGUGACCACCAUCGCCGACAAGACGAACGCGCAGGUCGUGGCGGCCACCUACUUCGGCGCUCGCCAUGCGCUCGAGACGCUGUCCCAGUUGGUGGACUACGAGGAGGGCGUCGACGCUCUCAUGAUCGUCUCCUCGGCGGCCCUGACCGACGCGCCAGCCUUCAAGUACCGCGGGAUCCUCCUGGACACCUCGAGGAACUUCUUCAGCGUGAGGGCCAUCGAGAGGACGCUGGACGCCAUGGCAGCCAACAAGCUCAACACCUUCCACUGGCACAUCACCGACUCCCACUCCUUCCCGAUGUUCCUGGAGAGUCUCCCGAAGAUGGCCUUCUACGGCGCCUACAGCUCCCGGCAGGUUUACUUCCCGACGGAUAUCCUGCACCUGGUGGAGUACGGGAGGGUGCGGGGGAUCCGCGUCCUGCCGGAGUUCGACGCCCCCGCCCACGUCGGGAAUGGGUGGCAGUGGGCGGAAGCUGAUGGACUGGGGAGGCUGGCUGUCUGCGUGAACCAGGAGCCUUGGCAGUCGUAUUGCGUGGAGCCUCCUUGUGGCCAACUCAACGUAGUCAACGAUAACACCUACAUCGUCUUGGGCCAAAUCUACAAGGAGAUGGUCCGUCUCUUCGGCCCUCUCGACCUCUUCCACUACGGGGGAGACGAGGUGAACCUCAACUGCUGGAACACGACGGAGGAGAUCGUGAAGCACAUGGAGGAGCAGGGUCAAGGCCGCAGCGCCGACGCCUUCUACAAGCUCUGGAGCGACUUCCAGGCGUCCUCCUACGGCCUCCUGACGACGGCCAACGGCGGCAAACAGAUCCCGGGCAUCCUGUGGACGUCCCACCUGACGGAGGAAGGCCGCGCCGACCAGUACCUCGACAAGGACCACUACAUCAUCCAGAUCUGGACGACCGGGACGGACAAGCUCAUCGGCGAGCUCCUGCAGAAGAAGUUCCGCGUCAUCUUCUCCAACUACGACCACUGGUACCUGGACUGCGGCUUCGGCGCCUGGGUCGGCGAGGGCAACAACUGGUGCAGCCCCUACAAGGGAUGGCAGAAGGUCUACGACAACAGCCCGCACGCCAUCGCCACCAACCUGACGGGGUCUCCGCAGGCAGACCUCAUCCUCGGGGGAGAGGCGGCCCUGUGGAGCGAGCAGGUCGACGAGAUGACGCUCGACUCAAGGCUGUGGCCGCGCGGAGCCGCCCUCGCCGAGCGCCUGUGGACGAACCCGAGCCACAACUGGGAGCCGGCCGAGACCCGCCUCAUCCACCAGCGGCAGCGCAUGGUGGCGAGGGGCAUCAGGGCCGACCGCAUCCAGCCGCAGUGGUGCCACCAGAACGAGGGCCUCUGCUAUAUCUAGGUGUGCCAACUGUGCCAAAUGGUCGAUCGUUUUUUUUUUUUUCGUUUUUUUUUUUUUUCGUUGGGAGUCACGUGGUAUCGUUCUGUACCUGAAAAAAGGAGGAUUUUUUUCAGCAUUUUAUCCCUGGUUGAUACGUAUCUUAGAAAUAACGUAAUAUUUCUAGACCAAACUUGCUUAUCAUUUUUAACAUAAAUCAACCGUAAUUUUUUUUUCAGACUUAACCAUCAUCAUCCCAAGGAAAAUACACCUUUAAUCUAGCAAUAAUGUAAUAAAUAACCCCAAACUGAGAGUUGUAAAUAAAAUUGUUAUAACAUAGAUAGAUAAAAACUCAAAUGAUAAUUAUUUUUGUUUGUUUGUUGCAGUCUGACGAAGUGCCUUGUACAUAAAGGGUUAUGUGUGUGUUAUGUGUAAUUAAUACUUAAGAAAUGACGUUUGAUUGAUCCUGAUUGGUUCAUGUAUAAAAGGAAGAUGUAUUUUCUAAUAAUGAAUAUAAUAAAUAUAGAUUUUA